AUGGAUUCGGUCCCGCGGGACAUCCCAGGGUAUUACUAUGAUGCGGAGAAGAACAAGUAUUUCAAAAUCCAAGCAAAUCACACUGCACCAUUAGGAUCGAAGUAUUCUAGGGAUGUCAUAAAACAAAGGGAGCAGACAGCUCUGAGACGAAAGAGAAUAGAAGAUCACUCCCGGCGAGUGUCGACAGAGACUAUCAAAAGGUCAAACAUGCUACAUUAUCCGCUGGGUGGCAAAUUGCUGCAGCGGGAGUGUGGCACACUACCCACGUCGAGGAGUUUUGUUUCUGAAAACUGUGCAGCCGAAUCGCUUGGUCGAUGUAACGAGCCUGGAUGUCCUAUUUCCCGUGGCGAGGUUCGCCAGAGACCCUUGGACUGGGACUCUCCUGGUUGGUCUUAUCUCCCCAAGAAACAAAAUCGACCCUGGCAGUACAAAUCGCAUCAGAGACAGUGCAAUCGGGUAAUGAUUGGGCAUGAUUGGGCCCAACUGGCUGGCUUCUCCACCCGACUCCCAUUAUUUGAAAACAUCCAGCCUGCUCCUAGAAUCACACUAACAAUAUCUCCGUCAAAAGUUUCUGGAACCAGAUUUUACUAUAAUGGUUCAAUGAUAAGGUGUUCCGCCGCGUGCCCAAGCCUAACGGAUAGCAUAUUCGUAGUUAGCAACUCGAGUGACCUGUUACUCAUCACUCGGACCGAAUCAACCUGGGCAGCCAAAGACGUCAAGCUGCCGAAUACUGCUGAUGUCAUGUCUGUGGAGUGGCUGACACCUCGAGUGGUCAUCGCCGGGAUGAAUAACUCUCUGGUCCAGUUCUUUGAUCUGCGUUCUCAGGAUACUGUAUCGAGACUCCAGCAUCCACAUGGUGUAUACAAAAUUCGGAAGGUGGAUGAGUGGAGAAUUGUGGUGGCAGGAGCGAAGAAAAAUCUACACAUGUAUGAUCUCCGCUAUGCCUCAAGCGGCAUCGCAAGGCAUCCUCAGCCCAACAAACCCAAUCACACCUCGACGAAGCCCUAUAUCUCAUUCCACGAAUACGAAAACGACCACAUAUCCCAUGACGAGCUAGAUGUCAGCCCCGAAAUCGGUCUUCUCGCAUGUACUUCUCCUUCCAAGAGGAUCCAGCUUUUCUCCCUCAGCACUGGCAAACUUAUCAUGCCUCCACCCCUAGUUUCUUCCCAUUCCUCUUGCCUAUCAUCCACCCCAAACACACCACUGUCAAUACCAUCAAGCCGCAUCCAACUACAAGCACACCAGGGCGGGGUCGCCGAAGUUCCCAAUCCCAAUCGCGCAGAUACACCCAUAACCUACUACCAGUAUCAAGACCCGAUUACCUGUCUCCGUUUUGAGAAUCUGAAGGAGGUGCCAACGGCAAAUGGUGCGGGGAAUACGGGAAAGCCGAGUUUAUAUAUCAACAUUUCGAAAUCGGACCCAGGAGUUGGUGAGAGCAAGGGCCUUGGUGCGUAA
Histoplasma capsulatum G186AR is the source of this 1455-nucleotide messenger RNA. RefSeq lists its product as uncharacterized. The transcript has 10 exons. Gene Ontology annotation, cellular component: Cul4-RING E3 ubiquitin ligase complex. The coding region runs from base 1 to 1455 and encodes 484 amino acids. The record is from RefSeq and is a predicted model, not a curated record. Lineage: Eukaryota; Fungi; Ascomycota; Eurotiomycetes; Onygenales; Ajellomycetaceae. Gene Ontology annotation, molecular function: protein binding.